UAGAUCCCUCCCAAGCCUUCCAAUACCCAUGCUCUACCCAUCCCUACCCUUCCCAACCCCCGUGCCCCAACCCCCACUCCCCGACACACACACACACCAGCCUAGGGGUGGCCCCAGCCCUCCUCAGGAGACCUUUCCAGGGCAAAUUUCAGGUGAGUCCCCUAACCUCACAUCCUGUGCACUCCCCCCCCCCCCCAUGGUCCAGGGUUCUGGCAGGAAUAGGCUGAUCUCCCUUCCAAAAGAGGCAGCAGGGAUUGGAGGUCGGGUGUGCACAGACAGCCUGAUACUGUCACUCCAGGAGACACUCCGCCUGAAGGAGAAGGAGGGCUGCCCCCAGGCCUUCCAUGCCCUGCUGUCCUGGCUCCUGACCCAGGACAGUGGGGCCAUCCUGGACUUCUGGAGGGUUCUCUUUAAGGACUACAAUCUGGAACGCUACAGCCGCCUGCAUCCCAUCCUGGAGGGCUUCCCAAAAGAUGUGGACCUCAGCCAGCCCCGGAAGGGAAGGAAACCCCUUGCUGGUCCCAAGGUCUCAGUACUGCCGCCCAGACCCCCCACCAAGAGAAAAGCCCUAGAGGAGCCUCGGGCUACCCUACCAGCAGCCCCGACCCCCAAGAGCUCUGCCAGCCCAGGCUCCCACCCAAAGACCAAGCCCCCUAAGAAGCCAGAGGGCAGUUUGGAGUCACAGCGCCUCCCCCUGGGGAAUGGAAUCCAGGCCAUGUCGGCUUCCGUCCAGAGAGCUGUGACGGUGUCCUCCGGGGAUGUCCCAGGAACCCGAGGGGCUGUGGAAGGAAUCCUUAUCCAGCAGGUGUUUGAGUCAGGAGGAUCCAAGAAGUGCAUCCAGGUUGGGGGCGAGUUUUACACCCCCAGCAAGUUUGAAGAUCCCAGUAGCAAUGCAAAGAAUAAGACCCGUGGUGGUAGCAGCCUAAAGCCCGUGGUCCGAGCCAAGGGAGCCCAGGUCACUAUUGCUGGUAGAGAUGAGCAGAGAAUGGGCCAGCAGUGUGGGGUCCCUGCCCUUCCAGCCCUUCCCAGUGAGCCCCAGGUUCACCAGAAGAACGAGGACGAAUGUGCUGUGUGCCACGAUGGAGGUGAGCUCAUCUGCUGUGAUGGCUGCCCCAGGGCCUUCCACCUGGCUUGCCUGUCCCCACCUCUGCGGGAGAUCCCCAGCGGCCUCUGGAGGUGCUCCCGCUGCCUCCAGGGCAGAGUCCAGAAGAACCUGUCCCAGCCUGAGGAGUCCAGGCCCCUGGAGCCACCUGCAGAGACCCCGAUCCUCCUGGGACUGAGGUCAGCUUCAGAGGGGACCAGGGGCCUGACCAGGGAGCUCCCAGCCAGCUCAGAGGCAGCCAUCACAUACGUGAACAUGCUGGCCCCCCCUUCUGCGGCCCCCCUGCCUCUGCUGGAACCUUCAGCACUACGCCCUCUGCUAAGUGCUGGGACUGAGGGGCAGCAGAGUACGGCACCCGGCGCACGGUGUGGUGUGUGCGGGGAUGGCGUGGACACGCUGCGGUGCGCACACUGUGCGGCGGCCUUCCAUUGGCGCUGCCACUUCCCGAUGACCGAAGCCCGGCCAGGGACGAACCCCCGCUGCAAGUCCUGCUCUGCAGACCCGACUCCCACUCCUGGUGAGGCAGGGCCGACUUCUGCGCGCCCGGCCCCUGGGCUUGCCAAGGUGGGGGACGACUCUGCUGGUCACGAGUCUGUUCUGCAAAGGGAUGAUCUGGAGUCCCUCCUGAAUGAGCACUCCUUCGACGGCAUCCUGCAGUGGGCCAUCCAGAGCAUGUCACGGCCGCUGGCCGAGGCACCACCCUUCUCCUCCUGACCCCAGGUGGCCCAGGAGGGUGGGCAGCACAGCGCUGGCCCCCACUCCACAUCAUCGGAUGAAGCAGAGUUGUUGUUGCCUUACACCUGCAGCCACUCUGUUCCGAGAGGACAUGCUCUGUCCCCCCAGCAGUCGGGCUGGUUAGGACCAAGAGCUGGCAGGUUCCAGCUGUCAGUACUCUCAGCCUGCAGAUGGUCCUGGUCCCUUGUGGGGACACAAGGCCAUCCUGUGUUCUGAUAUUAAAAGUCAUUUCUGGGCCUGGAGAGAUGGCUCAGAGGUUAAGAGCACUGACUGCUCUUCCAGAGGUCCUGAGUUCAAUUCCCAGCAACCACAUGGUGGCUCCCAACCAUCUGUAAUGAGAUCUG
Messenger RNA from Peromyscus maniculatus bairdii (prairie deer mouse), 2181 nucleotides. The record is from RefSeq and is a predicted model, not a curated record. NCBI's taxonomy places the organism in Eukaryota, Metazoa, Chordata, Mammalia, Rodentia, Cricetidae.